Molecule: messenger RNA, 4840 nt
Organism: Podarcis muralis (Common wall lizard)
Lineage: Eukaryota; Metazoa; Chordata; Lepidosauria; Squamata; Lacertidae
Gene: ZRANB3
Product: zinc finger RANBP2-type containing 3
Biological process (GO): replication fork processing; DNA repair
Cellular component (GO): nuclear replication fork
Molecular function (GO): DNA endonuclease activity; nucleic acid binding; zinc ion binding
Source: RefSeq, a predicted model, not a curated record
UAUCGCUGUUCUAGGUUCUUGUCUUCCGAUGCAAAUGCAUCGUGUGUGUUUUUAAAACUGCUUUUUAUUAAAUCUUAGAGGCACAGGUAUGUUGGCCGGUUACAGCAAAAAACUAAAAGGAAUGCCCUGUACAAAACAUAUUUGCUAUUUCUUAUUAUUAGCCCACGAAAGCUUAUGCUUCAGAUAGAUCUGUUGUUCAAGGUGCCAAAAAAAGUUUGCUGGGUGUGUGCUUUUUUCCUAAAUUAUUUUUUUUCCAAGCAAAUGUGUUUUAUCUACUUCACUCUGCUGAAAUCAACCUGACGUUUUCACAGCGUUUCACAUCAUGCAUCCGUCAUCGACCCAGCCAUUUUUACUCCCGGCGGAUCUCCGUUACAAACUCGACGUCGGAAGCGCCCACAAAUAUCCAUCGCUUUUUACAGGCCACCUUUUAGGACCCGGAGGCUUUUAUUAUUACUCGCAACAACCGCUAACCAGGAUUAUAAUCGCCCUUUGUAACCCCGAGUUUGUACUUGAAAGGGUAGCCAAACGUGCUUUACAUCUUCGCCGUGACCUUUUAAAAGGCGUCGUUAGAUUGCCAUGCGGUUCUAACGCGCAGUUAAUCCGGGGAAUAACUAUUUUAAGGCGCGACUGCAAAUUCUUUUAACCUGCAUACGCAUAAUUAUAAAACCGAGUUCAAUGGGGCUUCAUCCCAACCUAAAAGCUCCUCCCUUCAUAACCCACCACCCUUCCUCAGUUUCGUCUCUGCAGCUUCCUAUACCCGCCGCCCUUGCACAUGAACUUGUAAACAUCAGCCGCCAAAUUGUUUGUGAUCUUCCAUCGCUUCUCCUUGUUCCAUGUGGCUUACACUAAAAAACGGUGCAUUGAUAUCUGUGCUCAUUGCUGUUCUGUUUCCUGGAAGAGGGGAAAGGGGGCUUGUUUGUAUUCUCGUUGUUUGGCCAUAAUGGGGCCAGAGUGUGCGAAUGAACACAAAUGCAGGGGAGGCCCGCCAUUUUAAUCUUUUUUAAAAAAGAAAAAAUAAACCAUGCGGACAGACAGACACUUGCUAACGAUGUAUCUCUGAGUCUACCGCGCUCUCGGUUUGAGGUCAUUUCCGCUGCGUUUGAGCGCGAAAAAGUUGUUUGGCUGCUGCGGCAGGAGGAGGAGGAGCUGCUGCUGCUGCUGCUACGAUUGCUGCACGGAUGGAAGAGCGGGUCUCGGUGGAACAUGGCAGCGGUCAUCCAAGAGACUUGUACACGUAAAACUUCUGGUUCAACUUCCGAUGUCAGUGAAAGACUGUCUUACCUACCUGAAAACUUAAAAGACAAACUUCUUUCAUUUCAGAAGAAAGGAAUUGUGUUUGCAUUGGAAAGAGGUGGCAGGUGUAUGAUUGCAGAUGAGAUGGGCUUGGGGAAGACGAUUCAAGCAAUAGCUAUAACAUACUACUACAAAAAUGAAUGGCCUCUGUUAAUAGUGGUACCCUCCUCUCUGAGGUACCCUUGGGUUGAUGAGAUGGAGAAAUGGAUCCCAGAACUUUCUCCAGAGGAUAUCGUCGUUAUUCAGAAUAAAACUGACACCUGGAGAAUACCUACAAGCAAAGUCACUGUUCUGGGUUAUGGCUUGCUAACUUCAGAUGCAAAGACUUUAACAGAAGCUCUGUACAAACAGAAUUUCAAAGUGGUGGUAGUUGACGAAUCACACUACAUGAAAUCCAGAAAUGCAUCUCGCAGCAACAUUUUGUUACCUAUUGUACAGAAUGCCACUCGGGCCAUUCUCCUCACUGGAACUCCUGCGUUGGGAAGACCUGAAGAGCUUUUCAUGCAACUUGAAGCGAUUUGCCCACGAAAAUUUGGCACAUGGACUGAAUAUGCAAAAAAGUAUUGCGACGCACAUUUCAGAUUCUUUGGUAAAAGACGACAGUGGGACUGCAGAGGAGCUUCAAAUUUAGAUGAACUGCACCAUUUGCUAAGUGAUAUAAUGAUUAGGCGUCUGAAAAAUGAAGUUUUAACUCAGUUGCCACCUAAAAUCAGACAACGGAUUUCUUUUGAUCUUCCCCAAACUGCUUCUAAGGAAUUAAAUGCUAGCUUUGAAGAGUGGGAGAAAUUAAUGAGAGCUUCAAAUUUAGAUUCUGCGGAAAGUGACUUUUUCCAGGUGAUGAGCCUAAUUACAAGCAUGUUCAAGCAGACUGCCAUUGCCAAGGCAGGAGCAGUACAGGAUUACAUCAAAAUGCUGCUUCAGAAUGACAAACUGAAGUUUCUAGUCUUUGCUCAUCACUUAAGCAUGCUUCAGGCAUGUACAGAGGCAGUGAUAGAAAGCAAGGCUCGAUAUAUUCGAAUAGAUGGAAGCGUACCUUCAGCAGAAAGAAUCAGCCUUGUCAAUCAAUUUCAGAAGGACCCAGAUACUAGGGUGGCCAUUUUGAGCAUUCUGGCUGCUGGCCAGGGAUUAACCUUUACUGCUGCCACUCAUGUGGUUUUUGCUGAACUAUACUGGGACCCUGGACACAUAAAGCAAGCCGAAGACAGGGCGCAUCGGAUUGGACAGUGCAGUUCUGUGAAUAUCCAUUACCUUAUCGCAAAUGGGACGCUGGACCCUCUUAUGUGGGGAAUGUUGAAUCGCAAGGUCAAUGUUACUGGGACCGCACUAAAUGGCAAGAAAGAAAAACUGCAGGCGCAAGAAGGUGACAAAGAGAAGUGGAAUUUCUUGAAUUUUGCUGAAGCAUGGAUCCCAAAUGAAAACCUAAACGAGAUAAAGAAUGAAGUUUUAUUCACUCACUUUGAAAAGGAAAAGCAGCAUGAUAUUCGUGCCUUCCUUUCACCAAAACCAAAUGCUGAAAAAAAGCGAAAAACUCCGUCUUGCGAUAAGGCUUCAGACUUCAGUCCAGCUUCUUCUCAAGCCUCCACUGAGAAGGACCAGGCAAAUGGUGGUUCUUUGGACUCUGAGAAACUUGUUGAGAAGGAUUUGCUUUGUAGAGAAGCAAAGAGACCAAGAGCUUUACCGCCAUCGACUCCAAAGAGCUCUCCUGAGAAAAAGAGGAACUCUUCAUUUGGAAAAACAAACCUUCCCGUUACAGAAGAAACCACACAAGAAGGUUUUGGCACACCGUUACCGAAUUCAAGCAAAGGAUGCCCUUCUGAGGCAACCUGGCGCUGCAGCCUCUGCACUUUCAGUAAUAAUUCACUGCUGCCUUAUUGUGAAAUGUGUGAAUCUCCUCGGAGAAAGAACAGUAUAAAGAACGAAAGCCAGAUCAGCAAUUCUGUUUCUCCGGGGAUUGGGGAAGAAAGCGCAGCCCGAGAGAUUAUAAACCUUAAUGAUGCAGGAGGAACAGCCCAUAAAAGUUGCCGGAGAAAUAUCCUAGAGCAACCACUGACUGGGAUGUCCAGUGGAACGAAGGAAGACAUAAAUGAGCAAUCUAACUGUUGUGAACAAGAGCUCAGAGUGGAGCAUACAGAAGACUCGGAAUCAUUCCCAGCAUAUUCUAGCCUGAGGUUCUGUGCAAGUAGGAACACAGACAGAAUUCACGUCUACACAGUGGAUGGGGAGCCCCUGAAUUGUAACUUCAUUCCGCUGGAUAUAAAAUUGGAUAACUGGGAAGAUUUACCAGCAUGCUUUCUGCAAAAACAGAACCGUUCAUUGAUACUGAGGUUUGUAAGAGAAUGGAGUGGUCUAACAGCCAUGAAGCAGAGAAUUAUCAGGAAAAGUGGCCAGCUAUUUUCUAGCCCCAUUCUUGCUGCUGAAGAGCUGUUGUCAAAACAACAAGCCAAGCUCAGCAGUACCAAACGGUACAUAACAAAAGAGGAUGUAGCAAAAGCUUCACUAAAGAAGGCUGACAGUACUGGGGGCAGUGUUCGUAUAGUUACUAAAAAAACCCCAGUUGCCUUAAAUGCCCACACUGCCUCUGCUGGGGAAAAGGACAGCAAUUCUACAAAGUUGGCUUCAGAAGAUGGGAACUGCCCAGCCCUCAUAUCAGGCUCUAGUCAGGCUGAUUCUGUUGAGGAGCCCACCUUAGGCAAAGGCUACUUGCAAGCUGUAGAUAAUGAAGGAAAUCCACUUUGUCUUAGCUGCCAAAUGCCAGCAGUCCAGAUUGAGCAGAAGUCCACCUCAACUGCCUGUGACACACGGUUUUGUUCUCAUAAGUGUCAUGAUAACUUCUUAUUUCGCACUAGCCAAAGCUACUUGAGAACUAAAGUAUUUGAGAUAGAACAUGGGGUUUGUCAGAAGUGUUGUCUGAAUGCCCAGGAACUCUACCUUUGUGUCAGAGAUGCCCCAAAGAAUCACCGUAAAAAUCUUCUGGAGAGCUCCUGGAUGUCCAAGCUUCCUUUAGCUCAGUUAAAUGAAAUUAUACAGAACCCAACUGAAGGUCAGUUCUGGCAAGUGGAUCAUAUAAAGCCAGUUUAUGGUGGAGGAGGACAGUGUUCCCUGGAAAAUCUUCAAACAUUGUGUACGGUUUGCCACAAGGAGAGAACAGCAAAGCAAGCCAAGGAAAGAAGUCAAAUGAAAAGAAAAUCUAUAGCUUUAAAGUAUGGAUCUGAUAUUACCAAUUUUUUUGUGAAAUUAUGAAGCUCAAAUAAUUCAGAUGUGUAGCUUAUGUGUAGUUCAUCAAACUGAUUAAUCAUGCACCUUAAUAAACUAAUGGGUUGACUUUUAGUGGGAUUGUCCUAAACCAAUCACCUAGCUUUUUCUAAGGCUAGAUACUGGAGUUAUCAUGGCAGAUAAAUGUUGAGAAAGGCAACAUUAUACAUGCAGACGCAUCUCUACCUACAUCUUUGGCAUUUUAAAGUUUUGUACUUUCUUAGUUCAAGGUUUGGAACGUAAAAUUGCAUUUGACAGUGAUAGACCAAUAAAAAUUAAAUGAUUGUUCCCCAAA